This is a messenger RNA of Catharus ustulatus (Swainson's thrush), 1498 nucleotides long. It is a transcript of the gene CD48, whose product is annotated as CD48 molecule. Gene Ontology annotation, cellular component: external side of plasma membrane. NCBI's taxonomy places the organism in Eukaryota, Metazoa, Chordata, Aves, Passeriformes, Turdidae. Gene Ontology annotation, biological process: T cell activation. The record is from RefSeq and is a predicted model, not a curated record. Bases 66 to 785 code for a protein of 239 amino acids. The transcript has 4 exons.
CUCAGGGCUCCUUGGGGAGGGGGUUUGGGGUGUCCCAUCCUGGAGGUGACACUUGGGGACGGGAGAUGGUGCCGGGGCUGAGGCUGAACCUCCUCUUCCUCCCCUUCAUCGUGCGAGCCUGGGCAGCAGAACCCCAACCCUUGGAGGUGAACGGCGCCGUGGGCGGGGUGGCCCUUCUGAACCCCCGCAGCCCCCAAGAUCCCUCGGAAUAUUCCCAAAUCCACUGGCGCUGGGAGAACAAGGUGACGAUCGCCAUCCGCAAGCGGGGCCAGAAGCCGCGGUAUCCCCAGAGCAGCUUUGAGGGGCGCCUGGAGCUCUUUGAGAACCACACCCUAAAAAUGAGGGACCUGAGCAUCAGGGACAGCAGCGAGUUCCACCUGUACCUGGAGGAUGACACGGGCAGGGAGAGCGUCCAGACAGUCCGGCUGAGGGUCUACGAUCUGGUCCCGAAGCCCCGAGUGGGGGCCACCACCAGCGGUGACGCCCAGCACUGCAAUGCCACCCUCAGCUGCUCGGUGGCCCUCAAGGGUGUCACCUACGAGUGGAUCCCGCCCCAGAAAGUCCCCAGGAACCGCGACCCCGUCGUGAACGUGUCCUUCAACCCCGCCGUGGAGACCUACGUGUGCAGGGUCAGCAACCCCGUGUCCUCCAACAAUGCCUCGCUGACCUACCGGCCGCCCUGCAGCUGGACAGGUGAGCCCUCCUCCGUCACCUGUGCCACACCCAGUGCCCUGGUGGCCCUGGGACACCUCGUGCUCCUCUUCCUCCUGCUCGCCGUGGCCUGAGGACACCAAAGGUGGCACCUGCUGUCACCUCCUGUCACCUGCUGUCACUCAUUGUCGCCUGCUGUCACCUCCUGUCACCUGGAUGAAGAUCCCAAAAUCCAAAAAUCAGGGAAACACAGGGAACGGAAUCCGUUCAAUGGGAACGGAAUCGUCAGAAUUGUUUAAUUUACGGUUAAUUUGGAAAUCGGAAUAAUUCAAUUUAUGGUUAAUAUGGAAAUAAGAAUAAUUUAAUUGAUGGUUAAUUUGGAAAUCAGAGGAGUUUCAUUUAUAGUUAAUUAGGAAAUAGGAAUUGUUUCAUUUAUGGUUAAUUUGGAAAUCGGAAUAAUUCAAUUUAUGGUUAAUAUGGAAAUCAGAAUAGUUUAAUUUGUGGUCAGUUUGGAAAUCAACAUGGUUUAGUUGAUGGUUAAUUUGGAAAUCAGAAUUGUUUAAUUUAUUGUUUAUUUGGAAAUGGGAAUUGUUUAAUUCAUGGUUAAUUUGGGAAUCAGAAUUGUUUAAUUGAUCAUUAAUCCAGAAAUCAGAAUAAUUUAAUUGAUGGUUAAUUUGGAAAUCAGAAUGGUUUAAUUUAUGAUUAAUUUUGAAAUCCUCCCUAAACUGGAAUUCCAAAUUUGGAAUUUCUCCCCAAAAAUCCGCAGGGAGACCCAAUCUGAGCCUUUCCUGGGGUUUCCUGGAAUUUUGGGGAAUCCUGGGACCUUUGGUUUUCUCCCUCGAGAGGG